Messenger RNA from Metarhizium brunneum ARSEF 3297, 597 nucleotides. It is a transcript of the gene VMA16, whose product is annotated as V-type proton ATPase subunit c. The record is from RefSeq and is a predicted model, not a curated record. Gene Ontology annotation, molecular function: proton-transporting ATPase activity, rotational mechanism. Gene Ontology annotation, cellular component: membrane; proton-transporting V-type ATPase, V0 domain. Gene Ontology annotation, biological process: proton transmembrane transport. NCBI's taxonomy places the organism in Eukaryota, Fungi, Ascomycota, Sordariomycetes, Hypocreales, Clavicipitaceae.
AUGUACGCCACGUACAGCAUACUAUCGCUGCUGUUCGUCGUGGGAGCAUACAUGCUCUUCACCGGCAGCGGCGAGUCCUUCAACGUCGGCGCCUUCCUGGAGUCAAUCUCCCCGGCGGCCUGGGCGAACCUAGGCAUCGCGCUGUGCAUGGGUCUGUCUGUCGUCGGCGCAGCAUGGGGCAUCGCCAUCACCGGCUCGUCCAUCCUCGGUGCGGCGGUGAGGGCGCCGCGGAUCCGCACCAAGAACCUCAUUUCCAUCAUCUUUUGCGAAGUCGUCGCCAUCUACGGCAUCAUCAUGUCCAUUGUGUUCUCGUCCAAGGUUGGCUAUGCGACGGGCGCGGCGGCCUUCUCCGCCGACGCGUAUUACACUGGCUACUCGCUGUUCUGGUCUGGCAUCACCGUCGGCAUGUGCAAUUUGGUCUGCGGCGUGGCGGUGGGCAUUAACGGGAGUGGUGCUGCUCUUGCUGACGCUGCCGAUGCAUCACUGUUUGUCAAGAUUUUGGUCAUUGAGAUUUUCAGCUCGGUGCUAGGCUUGUUCGGUCUUAUUAUAGGUCUGCUUGUUUCGAGCAAGGCCAACUCGAUGGACGGCAGUGGAUAA